Messenger RNA from Ylistrum balloti, 2289 nucleotides. RefSeq names its product sodium/nucleoside cotransporter 1-like. Gene Ontology annotation, cellular component: membrane. The coding region runs from base 1 to 2289 and encodes 762 amino acids. Gene Ontology annotation, molecular function: nucleoside:sodium symporter activity. The record is from RefSeq and is a predicted model, not a curated record. Lineage: Eukaryota; Metazoa; Mollusca; Bivalvia; Pectinida; Pectinidae. Gene Ontology annotation, biological process: nucleoside transmembrane transport. The transcript has 11 exons.
AUGAGUGAACGCGUUGUCGAGACACUGGUAAUCCGCGAUGGUAACAACUCGGAGUUUGAUGACGGAAUGCGUACUCGUCAUGAUGGAGCUUGGGAGACUACAGAUACCUUUAGCACGUUGUUUAACUCCGUUUCAAAUUCAGUAAUUAAUUGUAGAAAGUGGACACGACGCUGGCUCAUCGACUUCCUCAUUUUGUCAGCUAUUGUUGCUUACGUUGUAUUUAUCAUCUACACUAUCCUCUACGACAAAUCGGUGGCGUACUGGACCGUCAUUGACGCCGCUAUUAUUCUACUGUUUAGCUUCCGUCGCUUCACAGGUCUACAGGACUUCGUCAAAUCUAUCAUCGCUCCCACAAGAUUCCGAAUAUUUCUCAGGAGAAGCUUUAGAACAAAAGCAAAGACGCGGAGGAUUUUAAGACGGUGUUUGACUAUUGUGGUUUUCCUAUUAAUACUAAUAUUCCUUGCUGUCGAUCUCCGAGCAGAUACAGAGAGACUGGUAUCUCUGGGCGGCCUGUGUCUCUUGAUAUUCCUUGUCUUUAUUACAUCCAAGUCUCCCACUAAGGUUUGCUGGACCCCUGUGUUAUGGGGACUAAUACUACAGUUCACUUGGGGUGUCUUGAUACUCAGGUGGCAACCAGGGUUUGAGAUAUGUAAAUUUAUUGGUGAUGGUGUAAGUGGCUUUCUCGGAUUCGCAGACGAAGGAUCCAAGUUUGUAUUCGACGAAAAGAACUAUACGAUGCACGUCGUUGCAUUUAAGAUUCUACCUGUAGUGGUGUACUUCAGCGCCGUGGUGUCUAUCCUGUAUUACUUGGGAGUGAUGCAGUUCAUCAUUAAUGGACUAGCCAAGUUGUUCCAGUAUACUAUGAAGACCACAGCCAUCGAGUCCUUUGCUACUGCGGCUCAUAUCUUCAUUGGACAGGUGGAGUCUUCGAUAGCCUUAAAGCCAUUCUUUAGUGAUCUUACAUUAUCCGAACUGAAUGCCGUGAUGACGUCAGGAUUUGCUACAGUGGCUGGAACAGUCAUCGCUGCCUACAUCGAGUUUGGGGUUCCCCCUGAACACGUCAUCUCAGCUUCGUUUAUGUCCGCUCCUGCCGCUCUCGCCGUAGCUAAGCUAGGAUGGCCCGAGACCAAACUGACUACUGACAAGGAGAGAGAGGUUGUUCUCACAGAAGUUGGACAGGAGUUGAAUAUUAUGGAAGCAGCUUCGGCAGGAGCAGUUGGAUCUAUUAAACUAAUCUCGUAUGUCAUCGUAAAUCUCAUCGCCUUCAUUGCCCUCCUGGCCUUCGUCAAUUACUUCUUCUCUUUCAUGGGAGCACGUGUCGGUCAUCCCGAGUUUACAUUCGAGUAUCUGUGUUCGUACGUGUUCAUGCCACUGGCCUUGGUGAUGGGAGUUCGAUGGCAGGACUGUGACAAGGUAGCGAGGCUUAUCGGCAAGAAAAUAUUCAUCAACGAGUUUCUGUCCUAUGCUGACCUCGGACACAUGAUUGAGAACAAUGAGUUGGAUAACCGUUCUGCAGUGAUAACUACCUACAUCCUGUGUGGGUUUGGAAGUAUUGCUGCCAUGGGAAUCAACCUUGGAGCCUUAACAGCAGCCGCUCCCAGCAGACGAAAAGACUAUGCUAACGGUAUGCUCAGAGCCAUGAUUGGCGGAAAUGUCGCUAGCUUCAUGACCGCGUGCGUUGCAGGGAUGCUGUACCGCGAGUCCAGUUUUCUGACCAACACCACUGCUGUCAAUGCAACUGCUGUCAAUGCAACGUUAUAUGACGUAGUGAUUAAGAGAGAGUGUGAGGGAGGACAGAAAAGGUCAGAGUCUAGUCAGGGGAUAGAGAUUGGGAGAGAGUGUGAGGGAGGACAAAAAAAGUCAAAGUCGAGUCAAGGAUUAGAGAUUGAGAGAGAGUGUGAGGGAGGACAGAAAAGAUCAGAGUCGAGUCAGGGGUUAGAGAUUAAGAGAGAUUCUGCGGGAGGACAGAAAAGAUCAGAGUCGAGUCAGGGGUUAGAGAUUAAGAGAGAGUCAGAGGGAGGACAGAAAAGAUCAGAGUCGAGUCAGGAAUUAGAGAUUAAGAGUGAGUGUGAGGGAGGACAGAAAAGGUCAGAGUCGGGUCAGGAAUUAGAGAUUAAGAGAGAAUGUGAGGGAGGACAGAAAAGGUCAGAGUCGAGUCAGGAAUUAGAGAUUAAGAGUGAGUGUGAGGGAGGACAGAAAAGGUCAGAGUCGAGUCAGGAAUUAGAGAUUAAGAGAGAGUGUGAGGGAGGACAGAAAAGAUCAGAGUCGAGUCAGAGAUUAGAGGUUUAG